Haemonchus placei is the source of this 402-nucleotide messenger RNA. The record is from the annotation of a GenBank genome assembly. NCBI's taxonomy places the organism in Eukaryota, Metazoa, Nematoda, Chromadorea, Rhabditida, Trichostrongylidae.
AUGAAAUUUUAUUUUCAGCCAAAUGAUAGUUUCGAAUUCACAAUCAAACCAAGGCGUAAAAACUACCCAAGAAUGGAUCUGUUUUGGAUGUACACUACGAGCAAUGAAUCAUGGGUAGCCGGCACAUCAGGCGAUGGGACCAAAUAUAAAUACACCUAUCCACUGCAUGAUGAGACGUGCGCUGGUGAUCUUCUAGGGCAUAUCUUUUGGGUGCCUUGCAAUCCAAGGAAAGUCGCCGAGUAUGGACCACAUUGGUAUCUCGACCAUCCAUCAAAGAAUUUUACUUGGAACAGGUCCCACUAUAACGUCAAAAGGAAUGGAAAGUGCCCGCGCAAAGCCGUCUUGGCUUUAACCAUUCCUGUAGUGGCGAUUGGAAUGCCUAUAAUGCCUACAUUGACUUGA